Messenger RNA from Trypanosoma theileri, 3189 nucleotides. RefSeq lists its product as uncharacterized. The record is from RefSeq and is a predicted model, not a curated record. The transcript has a single exon. Gene Ontology annotation, cellular component: nucleus. The coding region runs from base 1 to 3189 and encodes 1062 amino acids. NCBI's taxonomy places the organism in Eukaryota, Euglenozoa, Kinetoplastea, Trypanosomatida, Trypanosomatidae. Gene Ontology annotation, molecular function: mRNA 5'-cap (guanine-N7-)-methyltransferase activity. Gene Ontology annotation, biological process: 7-methylguanosine mRNA capping.
AUGCUCAACGUAAAUGCAAAGGCGUUUGUUCCCCAGUCUAUUGGCGAGCGUCCAGUUAUCAAUACAAAUUCGAUAUAUAGGUACCACCUAGUGUUACCAAGAGAGAGAAUAUGUGAUGUUUCAGAAUCUUCAUCAGGUUCAAAUGGUAUCAUGACACUUCUAGCAAGAAGAUGGUUAUGUGCUUGUCCUCAAGGAGGACCAGGUGAAGAACCUCUUCAAAUGUUUAUCACAGCUUUUUUUGAUUCUGUAGAAAAUGUUUCACAUCCAGUUAACGGAACUAAUAUUUUUACUGGUAUUCUUCUCUCACGAAGUAUUCUUUCUCUUUCUGGAGUUGUUUCUACUAUAAAUGAUAUUAAUAACGCUUCUGGUUUUCUUAUUCGAAUUGAUAUACCAAGAGAAUAUAGAGCUGAAGUAGUUCCUCAACUUAGGUCUGCAUGGGAUGAUUUUUUUGAAACUUUUAGAGGAGAUUCAAGAUUUUCUUCUUUUGGUUACGUUGGUUCUUCUUGUGGAUCAUUAUUAAAUAAACGAUAUAGAGGUACUUACCGUCAUUAUUUCUUUAUUUCAUCUGCCUCUUUAAAAUCGCAAUUAGAACCAUUGAGUAUAAAACAAUUUAUGAAUUCACCUUUUCCUAUUCUUCGUGUUACAGAAGUUAAUGCAGUUAUCCCUUUUGUUUGUAAUCCUCGUACUCCAAUUGCUGUUGUAAUAUCUGUAGGAGAAACAGCAAAAGAAAAAUUACUUUCAGAAGGGAAACCUGAUGAAUCUUAUUGUUUUCCUUUUCAUUUAUUUGAUACAUUAAAAACAUUACAAAAUGUUAAAGAAUAUGAAAAUUUUUUCUUAGCAUUUUUAAAAGAAGAAAAAUAUUUAUGGAAUAAGACAUAUAUUCUUCAUAUUGAUAUUAAAAUAGAAGAAAAUUCUUUAACAAAAAAACUACCUAUUCCUGUUUGGGAUGUAGUACAAUUUAUUUGCGAUUUAUGCGAUGAUACAGCAACCAACGUUUUAGGUAUUUGUUUCAGUGAUGAAACUCUUCCUAAAAAUACAAAAUUGGGUAGUGAAAAAAAAGAAGAAGAAGAAGGUAAUGCAUGCUAUUUAAAUACUACUCUUCAAUCUAUAUUGGAAAAAAAUUAUUUUUUGGAUACUUCUAAUAUUUGUAUAGGUGGAAUUCCAAAUCAUAUAAAACGACCAAUAAAAAUUCAUCAAUAUGAAUAUGUUCGAAAUAAAAUGGAAAAAAUUUUAUUGGAAUAUUCUGAACCAACAAUUCUAACACGAAUGGUAUUUGCAGAAGUAGCAAAUAAUUUUGCUAAAGAAAAAUAUUUUGUUAGAAAUCGUGCUGUAGGUGAAAGUAUUUUAUUAUUAACAGAUGAUGAAGGAGAUAUAUUUGGUGUAGAUAUACGUAGUAGAAGUAUAUUUGCACUACCUAAAUGUUUCGGUGGAGUUGUAUGUCCUGUAAGAAAUAGUAUAUUUAAAGCUACAAUAUCUUCUUCUUUUAGAGGAUACUUAGAAUAUAUUAUUUUAUUAGAGGAUGUAUUAUUUUUUGAAGGAACAGAUAUGAGUGAAAAAAGUUUUACUGAACGAUGGCAAAAUGUAGAAAAAACAAUAAUGGAUGAUCAAAAUAAUAGACCUCAUGCAAAUAUGGAUCAUAUUAUUAUUGUUCGAAGUUUAUAUCUAUCUUUUGAUCAAGCAGAUCAAGUAUUAAAAAAUCCUCCUUUAGAAUAUCCAACUUUGGGUUUAGUAUUUAUUCCUCAAGUUUCUAAAGGAGAAAAUGGAAUUCUUUCUUCUUAUAGUUGGAUUCCUCCAGAAUCUAUAACUGCUAAAUUUUUAGCUGGAAAAGUUGAUAAUAUUGAAGAAUCAAAUGGAGAAGUUAAACGUGCAUGGCUUUAUGUAAAAGAUAAUAAUGAUAAAACAAUUUCAUAUAAUGAAGAAUAUGUGGAUUAUUUAGUUGAUUCUUAUUAUCUUUUACAAACUGAAUCUAUUAUUGAGUGUAUCUUACAAAGAAGUAGUGAUGGUGCACAUUGGUGGGAAUUACUUAAAGAUUAUGGUAAAAAUAAUGGAAAAAGUUGUGAAACUUAUGAAAAUAUUGAUAAAUUGGUUCAUACUCCAGGAUUAACUCAUGAAGAAAUGUUAUGGUUACUUAAAGCUUCUACUUAUAAAUGUGGACGUUGUCAGAAUGUUAGUGAUAUUGGUAAAAUUAAUCCUAGAUAUCAAGUUUAUUGGUGUCAAAAUUGUUGGGAAGAAACAGGUCAUGGAGAAUGUGUUUACUGUGGACGUUCUUGUACUAUUGGAAGAAUAGAUCGUGAAAGUAAACGUUUUUAUUGUGAUAUUUGUUGGGAUAUUUUUUCUACAACUAAUACAAAUGCUGAAAUUGGAUAUUUAGUACCUCCUCCACCGAAUGCUUCUUUUGCUACACAAGUUUUAACUCGUUGUGUAGCAUUGCUUAUUGAUUCAAUAAAUUCUAAAGCACCUACCAAUGAUGUUCUUGAUAUUUGUUGUGGAGGAUCUGUUACAAGAAAAUGGAUUAAAAAUAAAACUACCCGUUAUGUUGGUUUUGAUUUAAAAACUAGUGUUGUAGAAUCUACUACAAGAUUAAUAACUUCUUUACGUGAUGAAUUACCAGAAAAUUCAUCAUAUGAUGUUAUUUGUGCUGAUGCAUUUUCUACAGAUUUAUGGACUCAACAUAUUACAAAAAUUCAUCCUAGUCAAUUUCAUUCAAUUACCGCAUUUGCUGGUCUUCAUCACGCUUUUGAUUCAGAAAGUAAAGCACGACAUGUAAUAGGAAGUAUAGCUAAUGCUUUAGUUCCUCGUGGAGUUUUUUUUGGUUGCUUUCUUGAUGCCAGUAUAUUAUAUGGAAGGAAUGAAAAUUCCAAUGACUUAUUUACAGCUGAAUGGGAAGAAGAAUUUUUACCUCGAGUUGGUCAUCAUUUCUUAUUUUCAAUGCAAGGUGGACCUAAGAAAAAAAUAAAUGUUAUUACAAUUGAUUAUUUUGUAGCAGUUGCGAGAGAAUAUGGAUUUGAUGUUAUUCCUGAAGUUUGUUUAACUUUUAGGGAACUUUUAGAAAAUGAUCCUAACUUUACGAAAGUUUUUUCAAAGAGUGAAAAAGAUUAUCUCUCUGCUAUGAGAACUUUUGCCUUUCGAAAAGAAGGUGAACCCUUGCCACGGGCACCAUGUAAGACCAAUGGUAAAAAUGAGGAAUGA